CUUUGACACACCUCCUCAGCCACCAUUGCUGCCAAUGCUUUUCUACGGAAACAUCGGCGCGUGGAUCACCAUCGAUGGUAAUGGGCACCUCGAAGAACAUGGUGUGGACUUCGACGAUAGAGAGAAAACAGUAACCUGCUACAUUGCUUCGGAAGAAGGCAAAAGUUUCCAAGUUCAUUGGUGCGAUAGGUCCUUUGAGUGUCCCACAAGGGGCCGGAUAUAUAUAGACGGACGAGCUAUGGGAGGAAAGAUCAUAUCUGGAAGGACAGUUAACCGGAGUGUAAUCAAGAAGGGAUUCAGAACUGCAGGGAAUACGAGAAUGCCCUUUGUGUUUUCGAAAUUAAAGCUCACCGACAUCGAGGAUGCAGUCAGUUUGUCUACAGAAAGUCCUGGAGAAAUAGACUUGAUUAUCAUACGCGUCAGGUUACGAAGCAGGAAACUAUAUGACAAGUCGCAUACUGCACCUGAAACUUUGGAGUUCAACGAGAAAGAUGUCAAAGGCUCCGCGCAUAACACAACGUUCGGGAAGCCUGUCGUCGAUAGUAGGAGUGUUUUAGAGCAUGAGACGGAACCGUACGGUGAUCCUAUCGCCCGCUUUCGUUUUCGAUAUAUGCCAAUAGAUUUACUUCGAGCAAAGGAUAUAGCACCAUACCCACCCCGCAAAGGCCGUCUUCAAGUCGACGAAGAAGAGCUUAAACCUCACUUCCCUAUUGACCUUACAACGAAUGAUCUAGCUCCAAUACGGUCUGCUUCUUCAGCCUCAACUCUCGUCAAUAGUUCUAAUUCUAGAAAUGUUUCCGUCAUUCCGGCCAGUAGUAGAGGAAGCUCUGUGACUCUCGCUGGUUCUCCUGCGAUACCAGUGAAAAGAGAAAAGUUCGACACACUCUCGACUUCUGCGAGUUCAGCCCCGUCAAGAGCUGUGAAACGGGAAAAGUUAGAACCACCCUUGGCUUACGCUAGUACAUCGAGAGCUGUCAAACUGGAGCCCCUUGACUCAACUUCCUUCAGAAAGCCAGCUGGUGUAGUCCCCACUUCAUAUGAAGUCAUUGACCUGACGCAUUUAUAACGUAUCCUCAUCCUUUUCUUUUGGUAUUUUACAUUGCAUCACUCUGCCGCCGACGUACAUGCAUAUCUGUAUCUAUCUCACAUGUACAUAAGUAAAUUUCCGCAGUAUAUCUUCAAUGAAAAGGUGCUUUUGUCUCUUGGCCAAUGAACAUCA
This is a messenger RNA of Lentinula edodes (shiitake mushroom), 1219 nucleotides long. RefSeq lists its product as uncharacterized. Bases 35 to 1066 code for a protein of 343 amino acids. The record is from RefSeq and is a predicted model, not a curated record. The transcript is spliced from 6 exons. NCBI's taxonomy places the organism in Eukaryota, Fungi, Basidiomycota, Agaricomycetes, Agaricales, Omphalotaceae.